Balaenoptera acutorostrata (minke whale) is the source of this 2202-nucleotide messenger RNA. RefSeq lists its product as uncharacterized. The transcript has 3 exons. The record is from RefSeq and is a predicted model, not a curated record. The coding region runs from base 26 to 694 and encodes 222 amino acids. NCBI's taxonomy places the organism in Eukaryota, Metazoa, Chordata, Mammalia, Artiodactyla, Balaenopteridae.
GGAGUGUUUCCUUUGAAGAAGAGGGAUGGCGGGUUCUCACCUCCCGGGCCCCAGGCCCCGUGCAGAAGAGGCCGGGCGAGCAGAGCCCCUAGGAUGCUGUGCCCGUCCCGGGAGGGCUGGUGGCGGGGCCCUGGUUGAUCAGACGGCAGACAGAACCUCUCGUCUUUCUGGGGCCCCCACCCUUGAGGAGCUGCGGAUCUGCACCGCAGAGGAGGUGCCCACGCCGCCCUUCAUCUGUCCCAGGACCCCAGGGGGUGGUCCUGGCUGCCCGGUUCCUUUGCAGCUCUGGUCCAUGGGCUCGGCCUUGAUGGGUUCGGUGCAGAUGCCUCGAGUGGCCAGGGCCCUGCAGGGGGGCCCUGCUGCCUCAGCCCCUGCAGGUCGUGGCUCAACCAGGAGUGCUCGGCCCCUGCGUCUGCAGCAUCCCAACCUCUGUGGGGUGAGCACGCUACCCGCCUCCCUCCCUCCCUCCGUGCACAGAGCGUGGGCCUUCUCUCAGAAGCCAGACCCUAAUGAAGGCUUUGUCUUGGUGGCAGACAACUGUCGCCAUCUUGAUCCCCACUUUUCCUGUCUCACCGUGGUGUGGAGGCGGGAGUUCAGGCAGGUCCCUGGGGAUCCAGUGUUUUGUGGUUUUAUCCUCAAGGACCCCCACCCCCACCCCACCCCCACCCCCACACCCAGCAUGCGCUGUCGUUGAUCCUGCCUGGCACGGCCUGGGCCCUACAUCUCCGGGAUUUGCCAGAAAAUAGUCUCAAAAGGUCCCUGUUACUCCUUCCUUGUUACACCAAUGAAGGUGAGGCUUUGAUCUCUGAACUAGGCCUUUUGUCCUCAGUUACGUGCAGCUGAGUUUCAUCUGUUACAUCAUCUAUGUCCAUGAUUGAGGGUCAAGGAAAGAAGGAAGGGGCUUUGCAAGACUGCUGGGGACCCUGAGGAGCCCCCGAGCACCUGGUGGCCUCCCCUCCUAGGGGCCCGUCACCGUGAGCCUUGGUGUCACCUGAAGCCGGGCCGUCUGGGUGGCCGGUCUCGGAGCCACUGUGGGAGUGCAGGGAGCUCCACCACCAGCCCUGCACCACGCGGGGCCUCCCUGGCCCGUGUCUUUCUGCCGGACGUGGAUGCCAGGCGUCCGAAGGACCAGUUUCUGGGGAGGAAGACCUAGAUGUAUCAGCGCAGCCGCUGUGGGCAGCCAGGAGGUGGCAGGGCCAGCCCGGGGAUGCAGGCCAGCGUGAGGUGGCCGUGGUUAUUGCGCUCGUCCAAAAAAUGGCAAGAACCAAGAACGCCCCACAGCUGACAGUCAAGUGUCUUUUCAAGUGAAAACUCUUAAUUAAAUGUAUUUUAAAAGCCGUUUUCACCAUCCAAGAAGGUAGGAAAUGUAUUUUGAGUAAUACGAGCUUAUUGAAAUAAACUCUCAUAACUUAAAAUCUGGGAAAGACAGUAAAUGUAUCCCUCAGAGUUCCUAAAUCAGCUCGUCUGUGUUCCUGAGUAGAGUGGGCAACAUGCUUGUUCCAAAGGUUCCGGAAUGACCCUUAGAGACCACGGGCUUCGUCUUUGGGGCAGUGAGCCCUCUCCUGGGGCCGAGGACACAGCCAUCGGGGUUGGGGGUGGGUGUGGGGUCCUGUCUGGAGGGUCCCAGAGGAGGCACUUGCAGCUCAGGGCCGCCUGCUUGGCACAGACCUCGACCGCGGGGCCUGUGCAGCCCAUCCGAGCUCCAAGGGACUCGGCCCUUCCGGGUCCUGGGCCUGGGCUCCCUUCACUCUGCUCUCAGCUCACCCAAGGCUUCUCCCUCCUGGACACUCUUCGUGUCCUUUCUUGGGUGGGCUUCCGGAUUUCCUCACUGCCACGCUGAGCUAGGCUUCGGAUUGGGUUUCCAGGUUAGCUUUGUCUUUGCCGAAGGGCUUGGGUUCAGCAUGAGCGUUUGCCAAGAUGCUGCAGGACGAAAAAGGCCAUCAGUGACUUCCUGGCGGCCCAGUGGUUAAGACUCUGAGCUUCCACUGCAGGGCGUGCAGCUUCGAUCCCUGGUCGGGGAAACACGGACCUGGGAGAAGGCUGCAGACACUAGGUCUGCUUUCUGGAGAGGCCCACGGGUCCGAGGGCAGCCGGGAGGCUGGGCUGGGGGCGAGCACGCUCACCUGACUUGUCUCCUGCGGGAUGGGGGGUCGCGGCCCAGCCUGCCGCCACGUGCCUCCGCGCCUCCGUCGCCCUGAUGCU